Messenger RNA from Scutellospora calospora, 270 nucleotides. The record is from the annotation of a GenBank genome assembly. NCBI's taxonomy places the organism in Eukaryota, Fungi, Glomeromycota, Glomeromycetes, Diversisporales, Gigasporaceae.
CUUAAAGAUUUAAUUAAUUGGAUUAUUUCUGAUGAUCAAUCUUUUACUAUUGUUGAAAAUAAAUUUUUUCAAAUUAUGAUUAAAAGACUUAAUAAGGAAACAAAUAUUCCUUCAGCAGAUACUAUUACUAAUAGAAUUCUUAAAAUUUUUAGUAAUGAACAAGCUAAUUUACAAAAAAUAUUUCAAGAAAUUUCUAGCAAAAUUUCAUUUACUCUUGAUUGUUGGAUAUCUAAAAAUCAAAAAUCUUAUUUAGGAAUAACUGCUCAUUAG